Messenger RNA from Aptenodytes forsteri (emperor penguin), 757 nucleotides. RefSeq names its product radical S-adenosyl methionine domain containing 2 (gene RSAD2). Gene Ontology annotation, cellular component: lipid droplet; endoplasmic reticulum membrane; mitochondrion. Bases 8 to 745 code for a protein of 245 amino acids. The record is from RefSeq and is a predicted model, not a curated record. Gene Ontology annotation, biological process: defense response to virus; positive regulation of immune response. The transcript has 6 exons. Gene Ontology annotation, molecular function: catalytic activity; 4 iron, 4 sulfur cluster binding. NCBI's taxonomy places the organism in Eukaryota, Metazoa, Chordata, Aves, Sphenisciformes, Spheniscidae.
GGCGGGAAUGGAGAAAAUAAAUUUCUCGGGAGGAGAACCGUUUCUUCAGGACAGAGGCGAAUUUGUAGGCAAACUGGUCCAGUUUUGCAAGCAGGAGCUGAAGCUGCCAAGUGUCAGCAUUGUUAGCAACGGCAGCCUGAUCAGGGAACGGUGGUUCAAGAAGUACGGUGAAUAUUUAGACAUUCUGGCAAUUUCAUGUGAUAGUUUUGAUGAGAAUGUCAAUGUUUUAAUUGGCCGUGGUCAAGGAAAGAAGAACCACGUGGAAAACCUGCAUAAACUGAGACAGUGGUGCCGAGAGUAUGCUGUUGCUUUCAAAAUAAAUUCAGUGAUCAACAGAUUUAAUGUUGAGGAAGAUAUGAAUGAGCAGAUCAAGGCACUCAACCCUGUGCGCUGGAAGGUAUUCCAGUGCCUGCUCAUCGAAGGGGAGAACAGUGGUGAGGAUGCCCUGAGAGAAGCAGAGAAAUUUGUUAUCAGCGAUGAAGACUUUGAACAAUUCCUGGAUCGCCACAAAGAUAUCUCCUGUUUGGUACCGGAAUCUAAUCAGAAGAUGAGGGAUUCAUACCUCAUUCUGGAUGAAUACAUGCGUUUUCUAAACUGUAGAAAUGGACGGAAAGAGCCUUCCAAGUCUAUCCUAGAUGUUGGCGUAGAAGCAGCUAUAAAAUUCAGUGGAUUUGAUGAGAAGAUGUUCCUAAGAAGAGGAGGAAAGUAUGUGUGGAGUAAAGCAGACAUGAAACUGGACUGGUAACUCAAUAUACUG